AUGCCAAAAGGAAAGAAAAAGGGUAAAUACGAACAUAAAAGAACAGAGCAGGCCUAUUCUUCAGAUGAAGAUGCAGGCAUAGAUAUGACCAUAGACAAUUGUUCUGAAAUAUCAGGCCAAUCAGAUCUGAAGAGCAACCAAGAGGAAACAGAAAAUGAUGCUCAGGAGAAACUGGAAGAGAAGGUGCUAGAAUUAAUUGAAGCGCUGAACGCUAGAGCGAAUGCAGCCCGUGCCGCUGCACUGGUAGCCUUGCAUGGGGCACUGCAACGGCGCUAUUUAGCCGGACUUCUUAUCAAUCAUCGGGCAACAUUGGCUGAUCACAUAUCUCGCGCAUUGCGCCGUGGGAAGGAUGGAGAGAAACGUGGAGCUGCUAACGUCGCUUCCUUACUAGCUUUGCAGAUUGGUGAAGAGGGCACAGAGGAUUUUAUGAAGGAGGUCAGACCAGCGCUGUUUGCCGCCUGUACAGAUAAGUCUGCUUCGCUCGAAACCCGGACAGAGUGCUGUGCAUCACUUGCGGUGCUUUGCUACCUACUGGAAGAUGACCUCACUGAAAUCAUUGAGAUUAUGCGUAUGUACGAGACAAUCUUCAGUGGCAGCUACCUUAAAGGCGACAGCACCGUGAAGGUGUCGGGGCCCGCAGUGGAGGAGGGCUCGUGGCACGCGGCGGCCCUGGACGGCUGGGCGUUGCUGCUCUCGCUGCUGGAGCCCUCGCACGCGGCGGCCCUGCUCCGGAGCCAGCCGCCGUCGCCGCGACGGCUCGUGCAGCUCCUGGAGGCCUGCAGCCUCGAGGUGCGCAUGGCGGCGGGGGCCGCGCUGGCGGUGGCCCACGAGCGCACCGCGGACGAGGAGCUGGCCUGGCCCGAGGAGGAGCUGGUGCCGCUGCUGCUGCAGCUGGCCCGCGACCCGCACAAGUACCGCGCCAAGCGCGACCGCAAGGCCCAGCGCGCCACUUUCCGCGACAUCCUCAAGUACUUCGAGGGCGCGGAGGUGGCCGAGCUGAGCGUGCGCGUGGGCGCCGAGACGGUGCGGUGCGGCGGGUGGGCGGCGCGCGGCGCGUACGGCGCGCUGGCCGGCGCGCUGCGCGGCGGGCUGGCCGCGCUGGCGCCGCACGCGCCGCCGCUCAGGCACGCGCUCGGCCUGCCCGCCGCGCAGCCGCUCGCCGCGCCGCAGCGCCGCCUCGACAAGCUGCAGCGGCACUUGCAGAACAACGCGGCGUGCAAAGCGAGGCAGCUGGCGCGUAACAAGAGCCGGGACAAGCGCUCCGCUGCACUCGCCCUC
Iphiclides podalirius (scarce swallowtail) is the source of this 1278-nucleotide messenger RNA. NCBI's taxonomy places the organism in Eukaryota, Metazoa, Arthropoda, Insecta, Lepidoptera, Papilionidae. The record is from the annotation of a GenBank genome assembly.